This is a messenger RNA of Epinephelus moara (kelp grouper), 4788 nucleotides long. Its product is annotated as retinoblastoma-like protein 2. The record is from RefSeq and is a predicted model, not a curated record. Gene Ontology annotation, cellular component: transcription regulator complex; chromatin; nucleus. NCBI's taxonomy places the organism in Eukaryota, Metazoa, Chordata, Actinopteri, Perciformes, Serranidae. Gene Ontology annotation, biological process: regulation of transcription by RNA polymerase II; negative regulation of G1/S transition of mitotic cell cycle; cell differentiation. The transcript has 15 exons. Bases 206 to 1777 code for a protein of 523 amino acids. Gene Ontology annotation, molecular function: RNA polymerase II transcription regulatory region sequence-specific DNA binding.
GGCUUGUCUAAGAGAGGCCUAUGAUCUGGACUUCCUGUUUGCUGAGCAGCAGGCUAACGUCAUGCUGCAGGAUUCGUCUGCUGCUACCAACCAGGCAUAAGAGACGUACAGGGGAAUUCUUAGAAGCCCUUUAAUCUGGCUUUCAAAUCCAAAACAACUCUGGUACACAUUCCUGCUCUGACUUUCAUCCUGUAUAGAGGUCACCAUGGCAACCGAGCCCCAGUCCAACAAGGGGCAACCAGGAUUUGGCCCCAGUAAACGCCUGGUGGCUAUGUUCAGGGCCUGCUCCAGAGAUCCAACUGAGGAGAUUAAAACAAGACUGAGACGUAUGCUGGACACAUUUCUGCAACACCACAGGGACAAUGCAGGAAAUGAGAACACCAAUGAACUGACAAAAAAGUGCUGCUGUAAUGCCCAGGAAUUGUACUACAGGUUCUUGGAAACCCUGGCCAUUCAAGAGAGGGAAAGGAAAGGCAUCAUUGACAUUUCAGGCAUCUUGGGGAAUGGGCUUUUCCAGUCCUGUCUGGUGGCCUGUUGUCUGGAGAUCACCAUAUCCACAAACCGUCUACCGUGUGACUUCCCUCUGCUCCUUCAGAUCUUAAAACUGGCACCAUACCACUUUCUGAAGGUGAUUGAGCCGGUGUUGCGGGCCGAAGGGGACCUGUCUCGUCCUGUUUUUAGACACCUUGCCCAAGUAGAAGAAAAAAUUCUGGAGAGCUUGGCCUGGACCAGCCACUCACCACUGUGGGAGGACAUCAGAGCCAAUGAGGGCCACCUGCCCACCUGCCAACAGGCGAUACCUCCUACAGAGCUUGAAGAUCCAAAGCAAACAGUCUUUCAACCUGACAGAAACCAACCAGUGGAUCUCAGUUUGGGUGCUAAACCAUCUACCAGCACUGAACAACAGCGUUCCCCAUCAGCUGUAAACAGAUCUUGGAGAAGCAACUCCCUCCAUUUUUUUGCUGUCAAGAUCUACAAGUUGAUGGGAAAGCGUCUGAAGGAGCUGUGUUCAACGCUGGUCUAUUGUGAUGAGCUGCGUCUGAAGAUCUGGACCUGUUUUGAGUACUCUCUGGUCCACUGCACUGAGCUCAUGGUAGAUCGUCACCUGGAUCAACUGCUCUUAUGUGCCAUUUUCCAUACAACUAAGAUAAGCACACUGGAUACACUCUCCAAACGCAUAAUGAAUUGCUACAAGUCUCAGCCACUUGCCAGCAAAAGUGUCUGCAAAGACGUGCUGAUUUCAGGAGGAGAUGCAGAAAAUCCUCUCACUGGAAAAAACAGCCACUCUACCUGUGCCCUUCCAACAGAUUCUGCCCUUUCUGCACCUUCUGGGGAAGUUCAGAGAUCACAGAGCACAAAAAAUAAUGGAGACCACAGCAUCAGUAUCCUGACCCCCAAUACACCAUCAACACAUUAUCCAGGACCUCGUCAGGAGGAGAGAGGCGAUUUUUUUGACUUUUACAUCAAGGUCUACGAGACAAAAAUGCAGCACUUUGCCCUGCAGUUUGGAGGAAACAGUCCUCCCUUGUCUCCAUAUCCACGACAGCGGAAAGUGUCUCCUCGCAGACAGCUGCUGUCCAGCAGCUAUAAGCUACCACUGGAUAGAGACGAGGAAGAGCGGGGAGAAGGGGAGGAAGACGAAGAUGGUCCUCCAGCAAGGAGGCUUCGUUCGGAUGGUCAGUCAGCCUUGCAGAGGCGACUAGGGGAUGUGAUAAAUGAUCGUGUGAGAAGUCGGGACCAGGACCAACCAUCUCCAGUUAUAAGGCCUAACCUAUAGUAGAGUGGAGAGUAGCAGGUCGUAUGUUUCUGAGGCUGUAAUAACAAUGUCAGGUGUUAGAGGAAAAGCACAGAGCAGCUUUGUCUUCCCUUACAGGUAUCUGUUAAGAAUUCCUUUGGGCUAAAUUCUUUGACAGCUCUAAGUAUUGUAUCCUGUCUCAGCUAAAAUUAUGCCUCUUUGCUCUUUUGCUCUGUACUAUCUCUGACACUUACUGUCCUUGAAUAAGACACCUAACCUUCAGCUCAGUAGCCAAUGGUAAAAGAUUGUAGUCGCGUCGGCCAGCUCCCGGGUGGAGGUGCAUGAUGUACGAAUCUGAAGUAGGGCAUGGCUGGAAAGUGCUCAGUUGACAUUCCUUAAAAUUGUGGGACAAACUUGGCUGCCUCUAACAGCACUUAUGGGGACGAAGUGUACGCACAUGGCCGUAAUGAGUACCUGAUUUUAUUUGGCUAAAUUCUGAUUAGGUGAGGGAUGAUACUACUUGAUCAGUGCAAGCCAUUUUAAAGCAUUUUUAAUCUGUUUUUAUCCUGUAAUGAUAUUUUCUUAAAUAUACAUUCAAAUUUUUAAAAGACAAACUUAUUUUAGUCUGUGUGACACCCCUAAACGUACUUUAAUCAAUUCUGGUUGUUUUAAAUUGAGCAUAGCGUUAGUUCAGGCAGGACACUAUGUCAAGCUCAGCUCACAUCCCAGCUACAUCAGCUGAUCUCAAACAGCCCGAUCAACUGAUGAAGCAGCUGAUUGAUGGAAGGGAGUCAGCUGAUAUAUCACAUGAUUCCUUUCUAUGCAACCAAUUGGCAAAUUCUUUCAGGGCGCCCUAUUCAAACUGCUCUGGCCUGCCUACUGUUACUGCUUCCUCUGCAAGCCAGGGAGGUUUGCCUGCCUCAGGCUUUCCUCAUUUGCACGUGGAAGGGCAGACAGGUGUGCCCUUUUUGCCUUUAGGCUUUCCACGUAGGCACGUGGGAGAGGCUUUCUGCGUAGGCCCGAAGAAAGUCAGAGGGGCCCCAGAACAGAGCCAUACCACCAAAUAUAAUACUGCAAAUGGAAAUCAAGUUUUCUUUGACUGAAGUGUUUCUGACUGAACUAAAUCUUUUGUGUGGAGACCCUACUUUACUGGUCACAUUUACUCAGCCAGUUUGUAGGGCUGCUCGAUUAAUCGAAUUUUAAUCUAGAUUACGAUUUGGGCUUGCAACGAUUAUGAAAUCCAAAUAAUCGACAUUAAACGAUUAUGCGCUUCUUGUCAGUUUACUCUCAUUGUCUUGUGUUGCAAAUCAAACGCACCCGGAAGCCGCGCAUGCGCAAUACUGCCCCCUCCCCUCCUCUCCUCUAUUCACUCCACGAUGUGGAGUAGGUGAACUACGAAUAAUGUGAGUGGCAGGUGAUCGCUGAAGAUUUCAAAAACAGCGUGCGGAAAAUGGCAGAGGAAGAGCGAGAGAAGUUGGUCUGCGUGCGUGCGCGUGCGUGCAUGCGUGCGCGUGCGUGCCGCAGUGCGCGAUACAGAGAGAAUUGUAAACACGCAACCAUGUGGAGACUGAAAUGACAUGCCGUCGUGUAAAUAAGUCAUCACGUGUGCCGCAUAAUUGUUUGCAUAAUCGUGAUUUCAAUUUUGACCAAAAUAAUCGUGAUUAUGAUUUUUUCCAUAAUCGAGCAGCCCUACCAGUUUGUGACAACGAACGUUGAAGCGUUGGGCACACCCUGCCCAUUCCAUGAGCAAACGUCCACAGGGUGACACAAAACAAACAUGGAUAUUGACGUGAUAUUUUUUAUUAUUUUGUUUUUUCCACACUACAGUGAGUGGUUGAAAAUGUUGUUAAAAGAUGCUGUUAAAUCAAAACAUUGCCAUUCAUUAAAUCAUUGUCUUUAUUCUUAAACAAGAUUUUUUACAGAUAUUACCAGCAGAGACUGUUUGGAUUCAGUUGAAUGUCCACAUUAAAUUGUAUAUACUGGUUUACACUCUGCUCUUUAUCCCUUUUUAUAAAGCUAAUGAGAAGCAACCAUGAAAUCUGUUUCUGCCUCGCGGAGAAGCAUUACCUAAUGACCAAACAGCAAAGGGACUCACUCCUGUAAUAUUUUAAUAAACAUCACUGGUUUUCAUUUCUCUGUCUUCACCUCCACUGUCAAACAGAGCUGUGUAUCUACCAAACUACUGACCUACAGUUUUUGUUUCCUCAGACCCUGCAGACCUGUAAUUAAGGAUCUGCUCCAACAUUAGCUGACUGGUGAUAAUAAAAUUCAUAAAUUCCUCUGACUGAAUGCGAGCAGAAACUCCCAGCACAUCCAUUGUUGGUAACCAUGGCUGCCCUGUGAUUGACACACAAUCCCUUUCUGUGUUUAUCAGUAACCAUGUUUUGGCAUGCUACUGAGUUAAUUCUCAACCAAUGUUGCUUAGGAGGUAAUUACAAAGAGGCAGUGCAGCCAGCAGACAAAGGCUCGUAAAAUAAAACCAACACACAGUCAGGUGCCCAAACCCGACAGGAAGUCUCGAGGUUGCCAUAGAGAACAAAGGCACCUGAGCCCACAACACUUAAACAGGUCUUAAGGUUACGACCAGUGUUUUUACACUCUACACACCUCUGGACUCCCAUCAGCUCAACAGGGCACUGUAAACUCCUAGAUUUCGUCAAAUUAUGGGUUGCAACACAAGCCGGGGCACCACGGUGGUGGACCCUUCUGAGAAGCCAGAGGAGAGGCCGAAGACAGCCACUUCCACCAAGGAGGCGUCUACAGAGGAAACCAAUGGAACAACGGAGAAAGACGGGGUUGAAAAAACGGAGAGUUCCAGCUGAGUGCCAUAUCUACACCUCAUCCUUAACUCCUCUCAAGAUUGGCCUGUCCUGGGUGAAGGAGGGCCUGUCAGCGGGAGGAGGAGACGCAGCACUACUGUCCAUCAACCUCUGUGUCGUCUGGGCCAGCCACAUACACACAUGCACACAUGAAUACACACACUCCGGAAGAAAUCUAGCUCUUAUGUUCAUAUUCCAGAAACUAUUUUGUGAUAAAUACACUGAUUCACAUAU